CACCACUUUCUUCUCUAUCUACCCUCGUCAUGAACCCCAAAGUCACCCGCUCAUCACUGGCCUGUCUAUCAUGUCGCAGUCGACAUUUAAAAUGCGACGGCAAGCGACCGUCCUGUAGUCGCUGCAUAGAAGUCGCCCAGCCCUGCGAGUAUACCCGAUCGCGUCGCGGGGGACUGGGUCGUGCAGCUUUGGCCGAACGGCGCAAGCGCUUGGCCGCUGCUGCAACAGAGACCAACUUACUCAAUGAAAUUCCGACGAGCAUCCCAAAGCCCGCAGUCCCAACCCCGGCUUCCUUCUCAACACAUAUCGAUCAUACAGAUCAGGAGAUUCUUCUCGACUCCUAUUACCGUCAUUUUCAUCCCUUGCAUCCUUGUGUGCUACCCCAGGGUUACUUUCAGACCCUUCUGCAAGAUCCCGACCAAAGAAUCCGAUGGCGGCCCCUGGUCACUAUCAUGAGCUGCGUUGGACAUAUCUACCAUGCGCGCGAAUGGUCAGAUUCGUUGGAAGAACAAGCCGAGGCCUGCUUCGCGGAAGCCUCCUCGCUCGAUCCGGUCCUGGUUCAAUGCCGCCUCCUAUACUCCACAGUCCUAUUCUGGUAUGAGCGAAAGGAAAAAGCCCUGUCCCAGCACAACUUAGCAGUAAAGCUUGCUCUCGAUCUUCACAUGUUCAAGCCACAAUUUGCUCUGACUCAUGGGGCCAACGACCCAAUCCUGCAAGAAUCUUGGAGGCGAACCUGGUGGUCAUUGUACGUCUUAGAUCUAUUCUUCGCAGGUACUCUCGGCACGAUGAAGUUUGCCUUCCUCAAUAUUGAGGCAACGGUGGGACUACCAUGUGAGGAGCAUGAAUAUCAGUCAGGUGAGAUCCCACCCCCCAAGACCCUGCAUGAUUUCGAUUGUCGCGAGUUUGCUCUCGACGAUCCGGUCUUUUCUUCCUUUACCUACCUCAUCGGUGCCGCCCGAUGCGCCGCUCUGGCGAUUUCCACUGCUCCGCGAAAUACAGUCAAGGAAGACUCGACCCGUGUUAUUCAGACUGCCGACUCGAUCCUCGACGGAUGGUUACUGUUGUUGCCUCAGAGCCGUAAGCAACUCAUGAGCAAGACCGGAGAGAUUGACGAGCUCAUGUUCCAAGCGCACUUGCUCAUUCAUGUUGCGUCCAUCGGUCUACAUCGGCCCUUUUCCGAUCUCAAGUUCAAUCCGGUCGAGGACCUAUCUAGCUGCGCUCGGGAGCCACCUCCAGAUGCUCCCACCCCGGACCUAGUCAACGUCCACACAGUGCGGGUUCUGCGUUCCGUCGACGCCCAAGUUCGGUUGUUGGCGCUACCUGUACAACGAUUCCACCAUACCCCGUUUGUUACCUGCAUGAUAAGUGAGGGCGCCCUGUCGCUGCUCUCGGCCUGUUACUGUCUCUUGGCGGGCACUGACCUGGCCAUUGCCCGAGAUCAAAUGCGGAUGAUCAUCGGAUGUUUAAAGACGCUGGGUGAACUGUGGCCGCGGACUGCAAAGAAUGUUCGUGAAAUUCAGACGAUUGCAAGCCAUGUGCUUGGCCUCACCCCUGCGACCGCCAAUGUGCGAUCUAGGGAGAGUACUAGCUCUAGUGAGCUUCCUAGUCUGGUUCAUGGAGAUGGCUCACAAGUAUCUGGGACAACCCCUGAGGGCUCGAGCUCUGACUCAGAUCUACUUCUCUCUUUAGACUCCCUGCAAGAUUUGUGUGGAUGGUAUAACAUGGGUGAUCUAGAUGCAGACCCUUCGUGGGGCGUAGGAAUCGGACUUUGAGGAUGAAAUCGGCAACAAGUCCACUGCGAGAUUGGUAUGCAGAGGUUGCCUCUGAGAUCUCGAGUUCGGGCCAAUCAAUAUCCACGGAUGCGAUGCUUCAAAGUAUCCCAAAAGAAGAGUUGAGACUGGCCAAUGAGCAAACCUCAUGAUCAAAUGAGGAUGAUUGAAUGAAAGAAUGACCGUGGAUGCAAGUUAGCC
Messenger RNA from Aspergillus homomorphus CBS 101889, 1970 nucleotides. RefSeq names its product putative C6 transcription factor. The coding region runs from base 30 to 1772 and encodes 580 amino acids. The record is from RefSeq and is a predicted model, not a curated record. Gene Ontology annotation, molecular function: DNA-binding transcription factor activity, RNA polymerase II-specific; zinc ion binding; DNA binding. NCBI's taxonomy places the organism in Eukaryota, Fungi, Ascomycota, Eurotiomycetes, Eurotiales, Aspergillaceae. The transcript has 3 exons. Gene Ontology annotation, biological process: DNA-templated transcription; regulation of DNA-templated transcription.